UCACUGGAAUGACGUUACGGUGGACACGUUGUCAGAGAAAUAGUGUUCGCACUCAAUACACAGAGAAAUUCGGGGUUCCUAGCACCCGGAAUUCACUUGUUGUGUUGUGGACUGAGGAGUGAAACUCGAUUCCUUGGGAGUACUAGCUAUUUUCUGAGAACGACGUGAAGAAAAAUGUCGGGAAAGUCCAAGGCAUUCACCAAGGAAGAGGAGUUACUCCUGCAGGACUUCUCCAGGAAUGUAUCAACGAAAUCAUCUGCGUUGUUCUAUGGAAAUGCCCUCAUCGUGUCGGCUAUUCCCAUCUGGUUAUUCUGGAGGAUUCAUCUCAUCGAUCUUUACUCCAAUAUAAUUUCCUUCGUAAUUGUAACGCUCCUCAGCACAUAUGCCCUAGCAUUGGCAUACAAAAACACGAAAUUUAUCCUGAAACACAAGAUUGCUGUAAAGAGGGAAGAUGCAGUAACCAGAGAGAUGAGUCGUAAACUCGCUGAAGACAAGAAAAUGAGCAAGAAGGAGAAGGACGAGAGGAUCCUGUGGAAGAAGAACGAAGUCGCUGAUUACGAGGCAACGACCUUCUCAAUCUUCUACAACAACGCCCUGUUCCUGGCGAUCGUCAUCUUCGCGUCGUUCUACCUCCUGAAGAGCUUCACUCCAGCCAUCAACUACAUCUUCUCCGUUGGGGCCACCAGCGCAGUCCUCGCUCUCCUCUCCACAGGAUCCCAAUGAUUGUGAUGAUGAUAAGUGCAUUUAUCAAACAAACUCAUGUAGGGUAUUUCAUUAAAUGUUCUUUUUGAUACGUAUGAUUGUAUAAAUUUAUUUCCAAUACAAAAUUUAUUUAUAGAGA
Diachasma alloeum is the source of this 841-nucleotide messenger RNA. RefSeq names its product translocon-associated protein subunit gamma. Gene Ontology annotation, cellular component: membrane; endoplasmic reticulum. The transcript has 3 exons. Bases 175 to 723 code for a protein of 182 amino acids. NCBI's taxonomy places the organism in Eukaryota, Metazoa, Arthropoda, Insecta, Hymenoptera, Braconidae. The record is from RefSeq and is a predicted model, not a curated record. Gene Ontology annotation, biological process: SRP-dependent cotranslational protein targeting to membrane.